This is a messenger RNA of Blepharisma stoltei, 721 nucleotides long. Lineage: Eukaryota; Ciliophora; Heterotrichea; Heterotrichida; Blepharismidae. The record is from the annotation of a GenBank genome assembly.
AUGGGUGUCACAAGGACUUACAGAUAUUCUGGGAAAAAUUUAACUAAGACCGGUCUAAUAGGCAAACCACCCAUAUCCCCAAGUCCCUUAGGACUUCUUUACCCAUUCCAGCCUUAGUGUUAAUCACUUCUCUUGACACCAAACCUCAGAUGUCGUAAAUUUCACUAAGGAGCUGCAACGAUUGCAAAGCUAUCUAGAAUUAAUGCAAGCCCAAGAGAAAGGAAAUUGAAAUGUAAACGUAUCAGUGAUGUAUCAUAAAAAUCUCGACGCGAACCCAUGCUCUUUGCUACUCGUCAGUCUUCCAUUAUCUCAAAUAGUUGUAUUGCGCAGCCUUAAAGAAGAAACUUCAUAUAAAAUAAUGCAAGGAGACAUGAACCUUUCUAGCUUUAUUGAAAAUAUCCAAUGCUUCAAGGUUAGGCAGCAAUUUAAUAUUAAUGGAAAAGAAUACGAACUCGGCGAUUUCAAAAUAAGGUUUGGGCUUGCUUUUGUAGGAAGCGAAACAAGAUACUUGGUAGCCGAAAUUGAGUUUGCCGGGAUUAAGUAUUUAUCCUAUGGGAGACCAAGCAUAUCUGAAUUUAUUGGAUAUUUGGAUCCAAAGGCGAAGCUGAAUGAAAUUGUAAUAGAGUAUCAUCAAAAGUUUGAAAUGGAUUCUGAAAAUUUUACCCCUAAGCAUUCAGCUAUAGAUAUGCUGUUGGCAUUGAAUUGCUUGAAUAUUAGAUAA